Biomphalaria glabrata is the source of this 17621-nucleotide messenger RNA. RefSeq names its product polycystin-1-like. Gene Ontology annotation, molecular function: calcium ion binding; protein binding. The record is from RefSeq and is a predicted model, not a curated record. Gene Ontology annotation, cellular component: membrane. The transcript has 49 exons. Bases 380 to 14401 code for a protein of 4673 amino acids. NCBI's taxonomy places the organism in Eukaryota, Metazoa, Mollusca, Gastropoda, Planorbidae.
AGCAACACGGUCAUUGGGUCAUAUCCUCUCUAGAUUUAAGUCUAAACAUUAUCUGAUUAAAAUGAAUCAACUGGCUGAACAAGUCAGAAGCUGUCUUUAAGAAAAAAUGAAAGUGAAAUAAAUAAGAUCUAUAAUCUUGAUCUAGAAUAGAAUAGAUGUAGAUUUUAUCAAUAUGAAAACUGGGAAAAGUUGAUCUGUUACUUUCUCAAGGUGACCUUUUUAACCCAGGCAAGCUCAGGAUACUCUGAUAACUUCAGUUAAAAACAAACAGCAAUCAGUAUGAUAAAAGUAAAAGCCAUUAUGCAGACACUUUUAAUUCAAUCUGAACAAUUGAAGCAAAUUCUUUGCAUAAUUUCAAAAUAAAAUUUGGCAUCCUAGUAUGCCUAGCUGUAGACGUGUGCAAUUGAUUUGCUUUUCACAAAAAAAUGAUUCUUCUAGAAAUGUUAGUUGGAGGAAAGUCUUAUUGCUUAUGUACCUUUCUGGUGCUCUGCUUUUUUGUUCUGCUUCUACAACAGCCCCAAGUCUUGAUUAUGAAAACCAAUCUUCUGUUAAAUAUCAAUUAUCAAGUUCCAAUGUUGAAGUUCAAUCAACAUUGUCAAAUGAUGAAUCAUUCAAAUCAACCACUGCUGAAAGUCAAUCAACCUCCUUUGGUGAAGACAUAUUAACAAAACCUUUUUCUGAAAAUCUGCAACCUAAUUCCUCAGUUGAAUUAUAUGAGUGCCCAACAGGACCAUUUGGAGACUUGUGCAACUGUUCUAAUUAUUUUGUUAACUGUAGCUACAAGGGACUUGAAUCUCUACCAGAUGUAAAUUUAAACAUACAUUCACUAGAUAUCUCUUAUAACUUUGUUUCUUCAAUUGACUGGAAUUAUUUCUUCUUAUUCCAAAAUAUGACAAUUAUAAAUCUAACAGGCAAUGCAUUACACAAUGUAACUUAUCCUAAUGAAACUCUACCAAUAACAGAGUUGUACAUUGCUAAUUGUGAUCUAAACUAUUUCAACUUCACUUAUUUUUGCAAAUUACAAAUUUUACAUGCUGCUGGAAAUAAACUUUCUUUCACGGCUGAUUCUUUUCAUUGUAUGAAAGAUAUUGAGGAAAUCAAUCUUAGUAAUAAUAGCCUUUCAACAUUGCCCUCAAUUAUUUUUGAUGGAUUAGAAAGACUGAAAACACUAAAUCUUGCUGGUAAUCCAUGGUCAUGUGAUUGCAGUCUUGUGUGGAUGAAGUUAUUUAUUGACUCACUUAUCGCUUCUAAUGGAAUACUUGUAGAUGCCAACAAUACACUAUGUAAUACAAAGAAUCAAUCAAGUCCAGUCAGUUUUAUUUCUAGGAACAUAUAUGACUUUUCAUGUCAUUGGGCACAUCCAUUAUACAGGCAAAAAAAAUCAGCAGAUAUUCAAUUUGACUGGCAAAAAAUCUGUCCACAAUUGAAAGCUGUGUUAAAGGUUAUGUGUGGUCCUAGUAAAGCCACUUCCUGUGUGUAUGAUUUUUCUAGUCAGAGCUACUCGCUAGUGCAGUAUAGUCAAAAGAAAGAUGCCAUCUCAGUCUCAUCCUGCAGAGACAUGUGCCAUGAAAGUCUGGCUGGCUACUUUGUGUUCAACAUUUCACAAGCACUCUGUUUAUGUGGAGACUUGAACAAUGCUCCUUUAUGUGCUGACUGCAGCUCUAGCAUUAACACAUCACUGAAGCUGUGCAAUGAUAGUUAUGUGAAUAUUCCAGGAGCCUUGAGCGUGUUUUAUGACUUCUUGAUUAGUGUUUCACCCUCACAGCCAGAAGUAAUGUCACCAGUGAGCUUUUAUCUGAGCGGGGGACCUAUCACUUAUGACACUUUUACUUGGAGUUUUGGUGAUGGUGUCACAGCUGCGACAAAUAUAACAAACAUAUCACAUAUUUAUAUUUACCCAGGAACUUUUCAAGUGUUGUUGGCCUUGUAUAGCAGUAAGCUAGAACUGAAGAAAGAGAUGAGUCUAAAUAUUAAUGUUAUAAGCCAGUCUGCGUCAGUUACUUUGUCAUGUCCAUCACUAGUCAGUACAUCAGAAAAAAUAAAUAUCAGUGCAUCUUUAUCAUCUCCUUGGCGGCAGAGUCUAACUUGGUUCAAAGAGCAAUUAGAUGUUGAAACAAAAGGAUCCAUGCCUUGUGCAGGUAUAUUAAAUAACAAGAGUUGUUAUGUGGUUGUCAACCAAAGUGCAUCAUGGGAACAAGCAGUAACUAUUUGUCAAACAAACUUUACCAACGGUCACUUAGCGAUUAUUCCUGAUGCUUCUGUCAAUUUGGUAUUAGCAAGUCAAGCCUUGAGGCCUUUAUGGAUUGGUCUCAAGGCAGGUGGUGUACAAGACCAAUAUUAUUGGUCUAAUGGACAACUUCUCAGUGGCUAUGCCAGUUGGGCAAACACUUUGACAGGAGAGCCAUGUGUUAGUAUAAACAGCUCAGGUCUUUGGCUUUCCCAAUCAUGUUUAGACAAGAACUUUUAUGUCUGUCAGUAUGACCUUUGGGAUUUGGUCAGCACUAGUUGGGGAGUUUCUGGCACAGUGCCAGUAUUUGGUAACUUUCUCAACUAUUCAUCCCUAAUCAUUGGAGGGUCUUCACGUAUACUGGACAGCUAUAGUAUUAUCCUACCAGGCACAUGGUUUAGUGAUUCUGAUAAUAUACUGAGCUGGAACUUCAGAACCAAGUCUUUGAAUGAAACAACAAUUGUAUCUCUUCAGAUCUGGAGACCAGUAUGUGACUUAGGAGUUUUAACUAAACCAGGUUGUGGCUCACAGGCUGCGCUGUACAGCUGCCAAACUGAUGCUACACAAUGUCCUGAUAACAGCACCUGUGAAGAGGGAAAGUUUUAUUGUUACAUCACAAAGACAUGUCAGAAGCUGUCAGUUCCUUGCACUUGUGCAGGUGUACAUCCAGCUGAGAGUAUCAACUGUCAGAAUAUGACCAUCAGUACAAAUUUUAUGCUUAUACAUGCUGUGAAUGUCACAGUGCAGCCUCAAAGCACACUGUCACAUGUUGACAUUCCUGCAAGUCUUAAUUGGACUGUUGAGGCUGGAGAUGUCAUUGGCUUUCAGGCAGAUGGCCUGGACAUUGUUGAAUGUGACAACUCAACAAUGCCCCCAUGGCAGCACCCACUGAUGAUACAGAAAACUAAAGGCUGGCUGAAUUCGAUGAUCACAAUUGGGGGAGGAAAUUAUGAGCUCAGGAACAAUGUGACUUGUUGGAUAAAUGUUGUGCAUGCGAGGGUAAAGAAAUCAAAAGUUCCUGAGAACUUGAGUUAUCUCAUGGUAGCAGGAAACUACUCUUUCACUCUGGAUACAGGACUGUCCAAGUUACUGUCUUGUAACAUCACAGCAUUAGAUGCAGUAGGAAGUUUUACUUUAAUAUACCCACAGCCUCUUUGUUUAAAUCAGUCCACAGUCAUGGUCAAUGUUGAAAGUGAACAAUUCCAAAUAUUUGUGGUAAAAGUUGAUAAUGGAUCUGAUCUUAGCUUUAGGUGGACAGACUCUGAUGAACAAGUUAUUCCAAAUACUGUGAGCUCCAGUUGUCCAAGCUCAAUAGCUAACAAAAUCACUUCCUGCAGUUAUAACACUAGUCUCCUAGCUAACCCAUACUCUUUUACCUCUAAAAAGUUCUCAACCUCUGUAUCCACCACCAUUCAGGUUUCUGUUUCAAAUAGGGUCAGCGUUAAAAAUUUGAGGAUUAUGGUUCACUCAUUUACUCCUGUUACAGGCUUAGAAUUCUUCCACGCCAACUGUUCAGACCACACUAAAUGUGUCAUUGAUCUAGAGACAGGCAUUCCUCACACAUUUAUUGUUAGUCUAAAAACUGGAGAUAAUGAAACUAGAACCUACUUUGUCAAUGGUGUAAACAUCAAGAAGCCAACAGUUACUUCCACUGGCAAUUUGAUUUACAUCUUCAACACAACUGGGCAGUUUAAUCUCACUGUGAAUGUGUCCAACCCUUUGUCUUGGAUGACCAACAAUCUGACUGUGUUGGCCAGUGCUAAAGCCCAGUUUAAGUCCAUCAAUUUUGAUAAUAUCCAAGAUAAAUAUCCUCUGGGUGAGAUUUGUAACAUUUCUGCUGUUGUGCCAGUCACUGAAGGAGCAAGUUUAAACAUUUCAUGGAGUUUUGGAACAAAUGUUUUUUCAUCAUAUUUGUCUUCAGCUAAUUCUUCAAUUUUUUUUGCACUAUAUACUUUCAAAAAUCCUGGCAACGUGACAGUUGGACUUACACUCACUGAUUCUUUUCAUGACCAGAUUACAUCAACGGUGACAAUUUUUGUGUAUAAGCCAAUCAAAUCUGUUGAAUUGGUUCCUUGUUCAAAUUUUGUGGCAACCAUGGAAUCUUUCAACACAUCUGUUGGCAUUGGAAAUGCAGUGCAGAAUGAUAGUAUGUACUUUGGCAAUAUCACCUACUCAGUGGAUUGGGGAGAUGGCAGUGAUUCUCAAAGCUGGACUGUCACUGAGCUGAAGAUGCUCAUGUUACAUGUUUUUAAUGUGAGCAGAAUAUACAUAGUAAAUGUUUCAGUGUGUUCCGAAUUUGAUAAAGCUAGGGCAUUGAGUGAGUCCUUCUCUGUCACAGUGCAAGAUAAAAUUAUGGGACUAGCUUUAACAUAUGAUGGGCCUAAGCAUGUUAGUAAGGAAAUCAUAUUUACCAUUAACUAUACCAGUGGGACAGAUGUUUUUUUCUCCUUGAAUUAUGGCGAUGGCUCUAAUGCUACUGGGUUUCAAAACAGUUCAGUCUUUCCAUACACAUACUCCAAUGCGAGUGUUUAUGAAGCUCAAGUCAUAGCCAAAAAUUUAGUUGGUCAGGCUACUCACUCAUUUACACUGUUUGCUUAUGAUGAACACCUGCUCCAGAUCAUCCGUUUGAAAUUUCCCCAGUGUGUGUCUGUCAAUACAACUGUGGAUAUCAGUACUGAGGUAGCAGCACAGAGUCCUAAAAACCUGGACUAUUUCUGGUUGCUUGGAAAUGGCUUUGUGUCUAAUGGGACAGGCAUACAAAAAAUAACAACAAAGUUUGAAAACAUUGGCAAUUAUAAUGUCUCCCUUACAGUAAGAAAUACCACAAGCUCAAAUGCCCAUGAUUUAAGCAGAACAAUAUGUGUUCAGGAGAAUAUUUCUGGGGUGUCUGUCAACUUUACCAAUCCAGUAGCUUUUAAUCAGAUGAAAAUAUCAGAGAAUGUUACUUUGACUGCCAUUGUGGCAUUAGGAUCUAACUUGAUCUUUUCCUGGGAUGUUGACAACACCAGUAAUGUUGGCUCAGGGCAAGUUUUUGACUUGAAAGUUACACAGCCGAGAAACUAUUCACUUACUUUAAAAGUGUCCAACAAUAUUAGUAAAGGAGAGAAGAGCAUUGUAGUUCAAGUUCUGAGUAUCAUUAGUGGACUACAGAUCCAAUGUGGUCAGUGUUUUUUGAACAGGUAUGUUAAAACUCUCACCAAUAUAACCAUGAAUGCUGAAGUGAUUUAUGGCAGUCAAGAAAUAUACACAUGGAGAUUAGAUAACACUACAACUUACGUCCAGAACAAGUCUUAUGAACACAUGUUUACUGCCCCUGGAACUUAUAUGGUGAAUGUUACAUCUCAGAAUGCUGUGAGUAAGCAAAGCUCAACUUUGACCAUUGUGGCUCAGGAUGAAGUCAGUGGGGUCAGUAUCAAUGCUACCCCUGCUAUAGGAAAUGUAAACCAGAGAAUUAUGCUCAAGGUUAACUGGACAAGUGGCACUGAUGUCCAGUUUGACUGGAACUGUGAUUUUGUCAAGUUUAAUGGAACAGACAGUGUCACUCGUAUUUUCCAGAGUGAAGGCCUUCACCAGUGUGCCGUUGUUCUGUUUAACAACAUUUCAAGGGUGAAUCAUUCCUUGCAGGUCCAUAUACUUAGUUCCAUAACCAAUUUAUCUAUAAACCACAGCUUGAUAUUAGUUCAGCAGUCGCACAUUUUAUAUGCAUCCACUGGGCGAUCUUAUGAUUUCUUUUUAAUCACCAACACCUACUACAUGGUUAGUUUUGAAUGGAACUUCACAGGAACUAUACGCAACUCCUUGCAUACAGGUCCAACCUUUACUAUCACUUUCACUGAUGUUGAGUCUGGUAAUAUCACAUUGAAAGCUACCAAUGAGUUGAGUACAAAAUCUGUGACACUGCCCAUAGAGGUCCAGGAGGAAAUCAGAAAUCUGAGUAUAAGUUUCAAUAUUAGUUAUCCUUUCAACACUAGCUCACCAUUGUAUGUACCAGUUGGAGAGAGUGUUUUGUUCUGCAUGAGUCUUAUGUCUGGUUCUAACUUCUUGUCUCAAUGGUAUCAUAAUGGCGUUUUGAUCAGCCUUACAAAUGUUUCAAAAGACUCUGUCUUGCUAGAGUUCACGUCAGUGGGACCAUCCAGUAUAGAACUACAUGUCUCAAAUGCUGUAAGCUCCAGAAACAAGUCUGUGACUGUAAUGGCACUAGAAGCUGUGUCUAAUGUCACUAUAAAGGUAGGAGGAGCCUCAAAUCUACCUUAUUUUAGAACAGGCUCGAAUCUAAGCCUCUCAGUUCCUACUGUCAGAGGGUCUUUACCUGUAUACAACUGGUCAAUCAUUUCUCAGGCAAAAGGUCAUAUUUACAUGUCAACACAAUCAAAUAUAUCCUACAUCUUUAAAGAUGCAGAUGUUUAUAAAAUAAAGCUAGAAGUGUCUAAUUUACUCAGCAAUCAAACAGAGGAGAAAACUCUAAUUGCACAAGGUGCAAUAACAAGGCUGAAUAUGUCAUUAAAGAAUCAGAUCACUGCAACAGGAGUGAAUGUCACAAUGAGUGCAGUUAUUAACCAAGAUAGUACAAAUGUCAGCUAUACAUGGAACAUCAGCGGGGAUGUCAUACAAGGUGAAACUGUUAUCAAAACGUUUGACUUACCAGGUGUGAAAAAUGUACUUUUAAGUGCUUCUAAUAAUGUGUCUAACCAGACCUCCAUGAAUUUCAUCUAUGUAUUGGAUCCAAUCAUUAACCUCAGAAUUAUUGACUGUUCCCUGCCUCAAGAAGCUCAAAAAAGUUUAUCCUUAAAGUCAACCAUAGACAGAGGAACCAAUGUCACUUUCAGAUGGACUGUUCAAUUUAAGAAUAAAAACACCAGCAUCAGUGGACAAAAUAUCUCUUAUGUUUUUCCCAGUGAAGGAGUCUACACUUUGUAUUUAACUGCAAUCAAUGCAGUAAGCAGUGUGACAGUGACUUGCAGUAAAAAAAAUUACUUUCCUAUCUCUCAGAUAACAUUGAAGUUAAUUGAUCCUAGUCCAGACUACGUUUUUCAGAACCAGAAUGUCACUUUCUCAGUAACAGGGGAACACUUAUGGCUUGCCAUGUAUGAAUGGAGUAUCUAUUCCCAAAAUGUUAGCACAUUGUCCAGCAUGAAAACGUUCACAGCUUUAUUUCCCAGUGUUGGGAACUACACUUUGUCACUGAAUGUAUCCAAUGAAAUCAGUCAUGUUCUGGUCCAUCUAAACUUUACUGUGAAGGAGUGCCUCUGCCAGCUGCCAGAGGUGACAGUAAUUGGACCUAACAGUCGCACUUACCAGAGGUCAACAGCUAUUGAGCUUGAGGUCAAUGUGGAUACCAAAGACUGCUCCUUGUAUCUGGCUGAUCAUCAGUGGAUGGUAUUUCAAUCUGAUGACUGCAGCAACUUGACAGAGACCAAUCAGAUUCAUCUUGAUAACACUUCCACAACAAGUCUUAAGCUUAUUAUUCUACCAAGAACCUUAACUCCUGGUUUUUACUGUGUACGUUUUGUGACUGGCUAUCUGUACACUAGUGUAGCUGAGAUGACCUACUUCAAGAUUAAUGUAACAGCAACUGCUGUGAAGGCAAUUAUAAAAGGAGGGACUAGCAGAACUGUAGCUGUAGGAACAGAAGUCUGUAUGGAUGGAUCUCUAUCAGUUAAUCUAGAUAUCAAUUAUGAACCACUGUACAUGUGGCAAUGCAUACAGUUGUCAAGUGAAGGUGGCGGAUGUUUCCAACAGCAAAAAGGGAAAUUGUUUUGCUAUGAAAGUUUUCAACCUGGAAAAUACAAAAUUAUUCUUCAAAUUGUUGGACAAGAAACAAUUCUUGGAUCUGCUGAGCAAUGGGUAACUGUGCUUCCUGAUAGGAGUGAGUUGCCCUUGGCCAGCAUUGUUUGUGAGUCAUGUACUAGAUCAAACAACUAUCGAUUAAGUGCAAGUCAAUCUGUGUCUCUCUCUGCAUCCUGUGAGAAGUGCUCAUGUCAGCCGUAUUUUGCAUGGAGGGUCUAUGAGGAUCAAGUUCAAAUAAAUCCCAACAGAUCCCAGAAUCCAACUGGACUGUCAGGUCCUCACCUAUUGCUCACUAAAUGGGGUGCACUGAGAGACAAUCAUAACUACACCUUUCUGCUUGAUGUUUCUUGUGAGAAAGAUUUCUCCAAAAAUGGAAGCGCCUCUCUAGAGAUGCUGGCUAACUUGCCACCUUCUGGAGGAACAUGCAUUUUCCGACCAACUGAAAUAGUGCCUUUGGAGAAUCAAGUGACUGUAUACUGUGCAGAUUGGAUAGACAUAGAUGACCCUGAUACUGCUCUUGUCUACAGCAUCUAUGUUGUUUCUGAAAACGCGUUGACCAAUCAGAAUAGAAGUUACUUGCUGUAUACAGGGACUAGCCAAUCACAAUCAGUGUACCUAUCAUCAUACACUAAUGAAACGGCUAUUUUGAAAGUUAUGGUAUCUGAUCUGUAUGGAGCAAGUGCAUCAGGUGGCUCCAAAUCCAUUGAACUCAAACCACUUUCUUUACCUAAGAACAUGACAGCCAUAGAUUAUAUCAGUGAACAGACAGACACAAGACUUUCAGCUUUUAUCAAGCAAGCCAAACCCAUGACCAUUCUCCAGUUUGCCAUAGCUUUAGGCCUCAGCUUAAAUCAAGAAUCUCAGAGAGAGCAUGGGGCAGUGGGUAUAGAAAGUCUUUCAGAGCAGAAGAGGUCUGCUGUUCGUGAUGCUAUUGCCAUAUGUUUAUCCACAUCUGUUCCUAUUACAACUGUAGCAGAUGUCCAGCAGAUGGCAUAUGCUCUGAGGAUGUUAACGGAUUAUUCUGAUGAGUUCCUUACCAAAGACAGUCAACUUCUUAUAAUGAUGACAUUGACAAAAAUGCACAAGGUUCUUUCCCAAUCUCUUCCAACUAUUGAAGGUCAAGAUGAUAUUCCAGUAGAUGACCUUGCUGCUGUCAUCACUAACUUGUUGAAGGCAGUAAACACACCUGUCUACAGCUCUGGCUGGAGUUCUGACAAGACCAUCACAAUUGACAGUUUUAACACAAAGUUUAGAAACUUGACGCCUGAAAUUUCAAUGACUCUGGGGACUAUGGAAUUUCACAAAAUUGGAUUGGGGGAGGCACAUAGAAAGUCAGUGAUCUCUGCAGUGGUUCCUUUUCUUGAGGAUAUCAUCGUGACUUCUCUGCGGACUACAGUUAUUGGUGGGGAAGGUUUUGACUUUGAGAUCAAUGAAAUCAAGCUUAAAGGUCAACGUUGUUAUGCCCAGGAUAUUUCAACUAACAACUUUUUUGAGCGCAUACAAUUUAAUUUAAGCUCUGAACUUUUGUCAAGACAAAAAGAAAAACAUGAUGAAGUUCUGCAAAUCUGGAUUAGCUACAGCCAGAAUCCCUACACUUAUGGCUAUGAAGAGCCUACAUAUGACUACAUGCCUGUACAGACCAUUUCCUUUUAUGAAACCAAUGGCUCCUACAUCACUCUCCAUGAUCUUGGUGAUACUGACAGUGUCAAGUUAAGCAUGAUGUCUGCUGGGAAUGCUAGCAACUUUUUAAGCAGUGAAGGAGUCAAUUCAGGCAUCUUUUAUGAGCCACAAAAAAAUCUUUCUUACAGUUCUGUCAACAUUCUGCCAAAUAAAAAUGUGCUGUGGCAGAUUUCUAGCACAAACUUUAAUAUUCAAAAAGGUGUUGGAAUCCACAUUCAGCUGCGUAUCAAGUUCCUACCCAUGGAUACAAAUGGUACUAACACCAAAGGAUCUACUGUUACUUGCUACCUUGGUUUGAACGAUACCCCAAGCUCAUCACACUAUUUUCAAAAGUUAAUACUAUCAUCACAAUUAAUGGACAGUGGAACCGACCACAGGCUUUAUACAUUUUUCUCGAACCAAUUGACAACCACAGAUAACUUAUUUGUAAUGGCUGUGAAUGAUGACCGUUAUCAUACAGUUCAACUCUCAGUGGCCACCUAUUACUCUUUCUGUCAGUACUUUAACACAACAACUCAACGCUGGGCCAUGGAUGGCUGUGUGGCCAGAGAGACAUCAACAGCAGUGAACACAUUCUGUCAAUGCAACCAUUUGACUUCUUUUGGUGCUGCUGCAUUGGCUCCUAUAGUAGACUUUGAUUUUGCUGAUCUAGCAAAUUUAGAUCUGGCAACCAAUCCAGUUGUUUUCAUUGCUGUGGCAAUCAUCUUCUGUGUUUAUCUAGUCAUUGCUUUCAUCUGUGGAUACUUCGAUCGAAUGGAUCUGAAACGUAUAUCAAGGAUUCCUCUUUGUGGUCGAGAUGGUGGCUAUAAAUAUAAAAUAACUAUUGUUACUGGACGUUCAUUUGGUGCUGGAACAAGUGCCAAUGUUGGACUAAAACUUUAUGGCAGUCAAUGCAAAGGACAAACGAGACAUCUCACCAAGAUGGGAGCUUUCCAGAGAAAUUGCCAUGAUUCUUUUUUGGUGGCUUUUGACACAAGCUUAGGAGAAAUAACAAAAAUGAUGAUUUGGCAUGACAAUUCAGGGCUGUCUCCCUCUUGGUAUUUGUCUCAUGUUAUUGUGCAAGAUGUUCAAACCAAUACUAAAUACACCUUUAUUGUGAACUCAUGGCUCUCAUUGGAGAUGGAGGAUGGCACUAUACAGAAAACUGUUAUGGUAGCAGAUGAUGAGCAAUUAAAAAGUUUUAAACAUCAGUUCAGCACAGUUUUCUUUGCCACCCUUGCGGAGCUUCAUGCUUGGCUGUCUGUAUCUAACAGACCUGACCACAGCAGAUUUACAAGAGUGCAGAGAGCCACCUGCUGCUUGACCUGCACUUACCUGUAUAUGGGUGUCAAUGCAAUUUGGUAUGGAGUCUUCAAGACCAAAUCAGAGGCAGAGGCAGACAUAAGCUGGAACUCUUUAGGAUGGGAAGAAAUCAUUAUAGCCUUGGUGUCUACCAUUAUGGUACUGCCUUUGUUAUUUGGGCUUUCAUAUCUUUUUAAAAGAACACGAUACAAAGAAUCUGUGCUGACACAAGCCAGAAGACCCAGCACUGCCCACACCCUGGAGAUUGAUGCUGACAUUGACCUGUUCAGUACCAGUGAAUCUUCCAAAACUCUGACUACACUUGGGGAUUUGGAAAUGGCAGGGAUAGAAAGGGAGAGCACUACAGAUUCUUUGCCAAUUACAACAAAGUUAAAAAGAACUGUGCCUAUGCAUGCUAGAAGCAAUAAGAUAAAAAACAUUGAUGAUUCCCUUAACAAAAAAAUGAAAAAGGAACUAUGGUCUCGAGAUAACAUUAUGCAAAAUUGGCCAGAUACCAUGCCAGAUUGGAUUCAACAAGAAAAGGCACAAACCAGUGCAUUGCAUAACUUAUCUGAUACAGAAAUGAAUAACAGUGCAAUAAAAGCAAAGAAAACAAUUAUGCCCAAAAAAUCACCAGGAUUAAACAGAAACAAGUUAGCUGAAGACAUUGAUGAUGAUUUUGAUCAUCAACUUGAUCAACUCUCUGCUGAAAUAGUCAAAGAUGAAAGUAGAAAAAAGAAAACUUUACUUAAGAAAUUCAGUAAAAAAGAUGUUGCAGAUGAUUUGUUUAAUUCUGAUGAUGACUGGGUUUAUGAAGAUCAUGAGAAAUUUGUAAAGGAUUCCUCAAAAUCUAAAUUCCCUGCUUCCUGUCUUGGUGAAGAACCUGGACUACUUCCACCCAUAGAAAGGCAACAGUCUCAAAACAGUGCCAGAAAAAGGUUUGACUCUGGAGACAAAUUUGAUAUUUCUGCAUUUUAUAAAGGAAAAAGACAAAGUAUUGUUUCUUUCUCAUCCAAGACAAAGACUAUUUCUUCAGAAGGACGAGUUCGCUCUAUGAGCCUUGAAUCCCAAAUUUCAAACAAGAAAAUGUCUGGAUGCACUUUACCUCCUUGGUGUUUGUAUGUCAGCUAUGCCAUCUGCAUGAAACUUUGUCUUCUGUCUAUUAUACUUGUCCUUUGGUAUGGCUACAGAUUUGGGGCUUCUGUUGCAGUGAAGUGGCUUGUGUCUUUGUGCUUCAGUGUCUUUGCUUCCAUCCUUGUGGUGGAGCCUGUUAAAGUUGUUUUCAUCACUGUGAUCUUGAAAGUCUUGAAGAAAGAUGUUAUUCCAGAUGAGGAUCCAAGCUUACUGGAUAUUACACCUGUUUCAGAAAUGAAUGAACAGAUUAAAGAGGUCAAGUUCAAACCUCUUGGUGGAUUUGCCUUGCUUCAUGCCAAAGAGGAAGGAAAGAAAUCUCAACGUCUCCACACCAUGCUAAGAGAGGCUGUUAUGUUCAUGCUCAUGUUUGCUCUCUUCCUAUCUGUUGUUUACUCCAACUCAAACACCCGAGCUGUGUACCACCAUCAUCAUAACAUACAGAAAAAGUUAUACAGCAGUCUCAAAACUGGUAUUGAUUUGUCAAAGAUAAAAAGUGUCCCACACUUUUGGCAAUGGUCGCAGAGUGUUAUGGCAAGAGUUAUUCAUUUUAGAGAAUUGGACCAAUCAGAAACUUUUGGAAUUCUUAUGGGAGCCGCUUGGCUGAGACAGAUAAGGGGAGAAAAAGUCCCUUGCCCUGUAGGGUUAUCAACUUCUCCAACAUCAUUUAGAAAGCUGGACACAAAAAGAUGUGUAGACAUAGCCCCCCUUGAUCCUCCUAAGGAUCCAUAUGGUGUACGCUGGAACAUUGGAUCUAAAAACUGGACCUACUCUAGCAGCAGUGAAUUGAACAUGUAUUCAAAGUUUGGCAAGUCUUUAUAUUAUACAGGAAGUGGAUACAUCCAAAAGCUGGGCCUCACUCACAAUGAUACUGUAACCAAGCUAAGGCAGCUUGAAACAGACCAAUGGAUUGACAAUAAGACCAAAGCAGUUUUUGUGGAGUUUAUGCUGUACAGUGCUGGAGUGGACCUAACUACUUCUGGCUCAGUCCUGAUAGAAUUUCCAAUUACUGGGGGACUUUUAGUGAGCACCUCACUACAGUCAGAGAAACUGCUGAGAUAUGUUUAUGGUACUAUUGAACCAAUAUUAGUAUGUCAGGUUAUUUUCCUUAUGUUUGUGAUUUAUUUAUCUGUCCUCCUUUUCACCACACUUCGAUCUGAAAAGCUGGGCUUCUUCCUUGGAUUAUGGAAUUGGAUAGAUUUUCUUAUCUGCAUGUUAGCUUGGACAAACUCAGGUUUAUACUUAGCUUGCAACCUAAGAGCAACAGAUAAUGUCAAUAAAUUUCUCACAGACUCCAAUGAUUCAGCACAUUUGGCUCAGGUGGUGCUGAUGCAUGCAGUUUAUCGUUAUUUGCAUGCUUGUCUUGUGUUUUUGUUUUGUUUGAAGGUUGUUAGACAAAUUAGAUAUAUUAGACCACUCUACAAGUUUUAUAUGACGUUGUCUGUGUCCAGCUGUCCAUUAAUGGGAGUGUUCUUUAUUUUCAUUAUACUUCUGCUUUCUUAUGCUCAGUUGGGAUAUCUGAUUUUCGGUGCCAACAUUCAAGACUAUAGUAGCUUUGAACAGUCACUCACUGCUCUGCUUGGACUGAUGUUUGGCCAGGCGGUUCAACUUACCUGGAUCUUGCAGUCAUUCCCAAUCCUGACACUGAUAUUUUUUACAUCUUUCUGCUUCAUUGCAUAUGGAAUGGUAACAGCCUUAAGUAUAUCUAUUCUGGGAUGGUCCUACAAGUGGUCCAAAUCACAACUGUACUUCAAGACAACAUUAGAGAUGAGGGAUUAUGAGAUGAUAGACUUCAUGCUUCACAAGUUCAAACUAAUAACAGGAAUGAUCAAACCAAAACCUCCAUUCAGAAGAGUUAAAUUUGCUGAUCAUCAAUCAACAUCAUGUCUUUCUACACUCUCAUCUUCUGAGUCAAAUCAGUCAUUCCAAAGAUUCAAAACUAGUGGCUUAAGUAAGAAAAAAUUUAACCCAUUGACUUAUGAUCCAGUAAGCAACCUCAACCGCUCUUGGAAUAAAGUGUUGACACUCAUAGAAAAGGUUGAAGCAAUAGAAUUUUGUGAAGAUGACUCAACAAGAAGACUGAAGACAGUCAUUGAAGCUUGGAAAUCAGUACAAGAAAAAUCUAGAAUACAAAGUGUACAAAAAAAGUGUUUACCAAGAGAAAAGUUAAAGCCACAUUGUAAAGCAUGGACCAAAGUACAAAAUCAUUUUUUGGAAAACAGAGAAGUUGAUUAUACACAUUUGAUGAUGAAUCAAUUGGAAAAGUGUGAUUUAGAAGAUGUUAGUGAGUGUUGAGAUGCAAGCUUCCAUCACCCAACAACCAACAGUUACACCAAAAAUUGUUACGCAAGUAUAAGAAAAGCUUUAUUUUAUUAUUAUAUGUUUUUUUUUAAUCUGUUCACUGUUUACAUAAAACAAAAUUUAUAAUUUUUAUGUUUGUUUGUGAAGAAGUUAAGAUUUAAAAUUUGAUGUGUAGUUUAAAAAAGAGGUCAAUAAUAACAAUUUUGUCAUUUGUAUUUAUAUUUUUCUUAAAAGUUUACAUUUCUAUUGUAAAAUGUGUUUGCUAUUUAUUUUAAAGACAUUAACUAAAUGCUUAUUAGAAUCUAUUUUAAUCUUACUGAGCAUUUUAGUUCAGUAUUUAUCUCUGUGAUAUGAACAAUAACUGUUUUUUUCUAAACUAUCCAUAUAUAUGUGCACAAUAAGGUUUCACCAUUUAUUUAUGCACAUCAAGGUUUCACCAUUUAUAUUUUUUUGACUUGAAACUGUGAUGAAUUAUUCAACUUUAUUUUUUUGGCAGCUCUUACAAUAAAAAUUGUGGAAUCAUUAUAUUUAUUUAAUGCCGUUGAACAUUUACCCACAGUAUAAAUUAACAUAGCCAGACCUCUAUGCCUUAUAUUGAAAGUUUUACUUGUUAAUAUUUGUGAUACUGUUUUUUUUUUAAAUAUUUAUUUCUAAUGAAGCUAAUAUCUUCAUUAUGCCAGUAUAUUUUAAAGCCCAUAAUUAAUGUUCUUUAAGGUGAUAUAUUUGUAAUAUUUUUUAUUUUGCUUCCAAUAAUUGUUUAUUACACAACAAAUUUGAUUUCUUUAGUAAUUCAAUUUGAUGUAUAGUUUGGUUAUUGCUGGAAAGUCAAUUGCAUACCCUUACUUGUUUGAGCACUUGAAUUUUUUAUGCUGUCCCUAUUUGAAUGUUAAGUUCUAGUUAAAAAUAUCCACCUUAUGUGUUCCUCCACUGGACUAAACUGGUUCUUUGCUGGUCAAGGUGUCAGUGUUGCAUUUUAGUUACAAAUGCUUUUUUUUAUAUCUAUUAAACAUAGGUAACAUUAGAACAAAAAACAACAACAUUAAGAUGAGAAUAUACCUUCACCACCUUAACCUUUCUCUUAGUAUGCUGCACCAUUAGGGCACCAUACAAGAACUGUCAAUUGUCUUUCUCCAUUCCUCUCUGUCCUUUGCCUUAGAUAGAAUUUCAUUCACUAACAGGUCUGUCCAUUCUUUGAUGUCCUUUUCUUCUUCCUGGUACUGUUCCCCGAAGGAAGGUCUUUGUGAGCCCUUUGAUGGUCCAGCAACUACACCCUUGAGUGGACAGCCUCACUGGUCCCCCUUCCAACCCCUAAAUCUCUCACAUGUGGCUCCUAGUGCCAUGCACUGGUAAACUACUUUAGCUGGCAUACUAAACCAUGUGAGGGGUGGUGAUAACAUGGCACCAUUGGACGAAAGGCCUUCUCACCUAAGGCCACCAGCCAGGGCAGAAGAGUCCCAAGAGAGACUAUAAUGGCCACAUGUUCAGGACCAAGGCAAACCACCUAACACAUUUGUGAAAACUUCUCUAUUGGGUGUAUAAUAUCUAUCAAAACUAUCCAAUAACAUUGAUCUUCAUUUAAAAAGACAGAUUGUUGAACUAAAUUCAUCAUAGCAACGAUGUGUCUUAUUUAAUUAUACAAUAUAUCCAUGUUCUGUUUUCUUAACACUAAACAAAGAGACACUUUUCUUCUUAUUUAGAAAUGAGCUUUUUAAAAUAUGAAUAUAUUGAUCAGAGCUCAAACAUGCAUUGUAUUAAGUUGAAUGUUUGAGCAUUCUCCAAGCUCAUUGGAAAAUAUGACCAUUAGGAGAUGUAGCUUUCAAUUUGUGAAACCUUUAAUUUAUACUUCAAUAAUCACUAUAACUUUAUUCCAUAAAGCACAGUUCAAUGUCAAACACACUUUGACAGUGCUUUACCUUCAUAGAAACUAAUGAAAAUAGUUUACAUUUGGAACCGAUAUUCUUGUAGUGAUGAAAUAUUUUGUUUUGAGUAUUAUUUAUAAAAUGACAUAUUUUAUUAUUAACAUACUUUAAGGGCUUAACUGGACAUUUUUUAUUUCACUCUAUGUAUUAAUCAUUGUAAUACAAAGUCAUUCAACACAUUACAUAUAACUAACUACUAUGUAAACUAAAUUUUAUAUUGCAUCCUGACCAUUUUAUUCCUACAUUAUCACAGCAUUAACAGUGAACCUCAUUACUGUUAGCUUCAGGGAUCAACAGCCAGUAAGCUUUGUUUAAUAAUGAAUCAUGUACAAAAUAUGCCAAGUUGUAGCAUAAGUAGCGUUUACUUCUAGUGAAAUAAUAUACAUAAUGAAUAAGAAUUUGUGUUUAUGUAUAUAACACAAAUAUAUACAUUUAACAUAUAUACAUAUAUAUAUUCUGAUGUAUGUUAAAAUGGUUUAGCAGUUUGUUUUAUAUUCUAACUGUAAAUAUAUGUUAAAACAAGGUCAGAAGUUUGCUAUAUAUUUUAAUAGCUGCUCUUAUACAUUGCAAUUGCUGCUUGUAUGCAUUCCAAUGACUUUUAUAUGUUCUAAUUGCUGUUAUACAUUCUAAUUUCUGCUGUUAUUGUACAUUCUACAAUUGGCUGCUAUACAUUCUACAAUCUGCUGCUAUACAUUCUACAAUCUGCUGUUAAACAUUCUACAAUCUGCUGUUAUAGAUUCUACAAGCUGAUGUUAUAUAAUUUUAUUGCUGAUACAUGUUAAAACUUGUUAACUUGUUUAGAUUCUAAAAAGUAAGCAGCUUUCUAUAUCUAGCUGUUAAAGCCAGUUGAAACAAGUGAAAGAGUUGUAUAUAUUUCAAACAAGGUAAUUGAAGCAGACUGACACUAACAAAGCAACUUAAAAUGUUCUUUUAUUACUAAGGAUUUCAUCACAAUUUUACUAUAAACUUACAAUUUCAUUAUAAGUAAAGAUGUACAAAUCAUUAGCUUUUAAUAUCUUUGUGCCUUAUUCAGAAUAGAUCAGUAUUUUGUUUGUUCUUUGAACCAUCCAAUGUCAAUAUAUGUAGAAUAUGAUUAUUGUAAAUCUGUGAUAGAAGCAAAUGUUUUGUUUAUUUAUAUAUAUAUGUCUGGAUUAACUUUCAAAUGUUGCUGGUAUUAACUUCAUUUAAUAGAAUAAUAGUUUCUUUUUAUUAAAAUUAUUUCAAUGUUUUUUGUUUGGUGUAAUGCACAAAUUGUAAGACAAAUUUCCUUACGGAUAAUAAAGAUUAUUAUUUUU